AUGUCUGCCAAUGAAUCUGUUGAUGUUGCUGUUGAGACGCAAACAGAAAAAACAUUUAAUAAUACGAUGGAACUUAUGGACGAGAAACCUUUAGAAUUAUAUUAUUCUAAUAAUAAUAGAGAAGAAUCAGUAGAAAAAUUUUUAAGUAAAUUAGGUAAUUUUAAUAGGGACCAUUCUGGUAUUUCUACAAUAGAACGUGCUAAUAGUAUAUUAAGGUUAUGUAAUAAUAAAAAGGAAGUUAUCGUAUUAGAAGAGCACGAUAUAUUAAGUCAAUUUCUUAAGGCACAUGUAUCGAAUGUAUUCAGUGAAAAUAAAUCAUUAUUUAAACAUUUAUUAAAUAAAGAUAUAUGUACUACAUAUGAAAUAAAUUUUGAUAAAAAUAGUGAAAGCACAUUAUUAACAAACAAAAACGAUUUACAAAUAAAUAAAGAAAUAUCAUUAUUGGGAAAUGAAUCAGAACAAAUCAAUAAAUUAUUAGAUCUAUGGAAAAGAGUCGUAAAAAAUGAAGAAAACAAAUUUAACCUUUUAAAAAGAAAUUUAUAUAGUCAAUAUUUGAAACUAAGAAAUAGAAGUAGAUUACCACAUGACAAAUUGAAUAGCAUAUUAAAUGAAUGUAAUAUGAUAGUUAAAAAAUAUAAUAAUAAUAAUUAUAAGAUUAUUAAUGAAAAAUAUCAAGUAUGGUUAACUGUUACUCCUCAUAAUAUAUUUGAAUUUAAAAUAUUUAUAAUGGCUUAUAGAUUAACAUGGAGAACGUUAAUAAAAGAAUUACAUACAGAAUAUACAGAAUUAUUAAAAAGAUCAUUUAAGUAA
This is a messenger RNA of Plasmodium gaboni, 810 nucleotides long. RefSeq names its product exported protein (PHISTb). The record is from RefSeq and is a predicted model, not a curated record. The annotation marks the transcript as partial. The transcript has a single exon. Lineage: Eukaryota; Apicomplexa; Aconoidasida; Haemosporida; Plasmodiidae.